GGGGUAAAAACGGUUCCAUUUGCAAUUGAUAAGUUGUCCAACCAAUGGAUGCGUGAAUCUGGUACUGUAGAGUACUGUGCUCUGCGGGCUGAUGAAGAACAGAACAGCUCGGAAGGCUUGGAAGACUGGACCCGCCAGCCCCGCCCUCUUUCCGACAAAAAUGCUGCAGACAGUUUCUGGUGCAAGCCCCUGCCAAAAAGUCCUGUUUUCUCAGUACCUAGGCAGCCUUGCAUCGCGCCUAGUCCUCAGCCCAGCUACAGAAUCCCAGUCUUGACAAUGCCGAAGAACGCCAAGCUUGAGUGGCUGGCCGAGGGGAAGCACAAGAGUGGACACGCCAACGUCAUUGCUGAGCUUCGAGCUGUCCACCUGCCACCCCUAGAGCUCUGCAUCCAGUCCGAGGCUCUUGACCGUUGAACUGUGAAGAAAGCAAGGCGCUUGAAUGUUGUUUCAUAUCAAUGGAUAGAACUGUCAUCUAAGGCGGGCGAAUUCGCUUAUCAGUCCAGUUACACACACGAUUGUUCUGCCAGUAAUUCGAGCGGGUUUCAGCGGCAGAAAAGUCAGCAUUAAAAAAAUUGGAAUCAAGAAAAGCAAAAAAAAAAAAAACGA
Messenger RNA from Fusarium oxysporum Fo47, 606 nucleotides. RefSeq lists its product as uncharacterized. The coding region runs from base 49 to 414 and encodes 121 amino acids. The record is from RefSeq and is a predicted model, not a curated record. NCBI's taxonomy places the organism in Eukaryota, Fungi, Ascomycota, Sordariomycetes, Hypocreales, Nectriaceae. The transcript has a single exon.